Molecule: messenger RNA, 2459 nt
Organism: Arabidopsis thaliana (thale cress)
Lineage: Eukaryota; Viridiplantae; Streptophyta; Magnoliopsida; Brassicales; Brassicaceae
Gene: CPK28
Product: calcium-dependent protein kinase 28
Exons: 10
Coding region: 221-1528 (435 amino acids)
Cellular component (GO): plasma membrane
Molecular function (GO): protein serine/threonine kinase activity; calcium ion binding; protein kinase activity
Source: RefSeq, marked reviewed
AAUAAAAAAAAAAAAAGAAGAAGAAAAGGCAAAAAAAGUGGGAAAGUGAGAAGGAUCUUUCGUUGGGGAUCCUCCUUGGAGGGGUUCACUCGGCGCUUUGGGUUUGACCAACUCAACUCUAAUAAUCUUCUCUGCCUUCCUCUCUUCUUCUUCUUUCUUCUUUCAUCUCUUUCUUUUAUUAAUCCCCUUUCUUUUCUAACUUUCUCGAUUCAUCAGAGCCAUGGGUGUCUGUUUCUCCGCCAUUAGAGUCACUGGUGCUAGCAGCAGUAGACGAAGCAGUCAGACCAAAUCCAAGGCUGCUCCUACUCCCAUCGAUACCAAGGCCUCUACCAAACGCCGAACCGGCUCCAUCCCCUGCGGCAAGCGUACCGAUUUUGGCUACUCCAAAGACUUCCACGAUCACUACACCAUCGGCAAGUUGCUCGGCCAUGGUCAAUUCGGCUACACCUACGUCGCCAUCCACAGACCCAAUGGAGAUCGCGUCGCCGUCAAAAGACUCGAUAAGUCUAAGAUGGUUCUUCCUAUUGCUGUUGAGGAUGUCAAGCGUGAGGUUCAGAUUCUUAUUGCUCUCUCUGGCCACGAGAAUGUUGUUCAGUUUCACAAUGCCUUUGAGGAUGACGAUUACGUCUAUAUUGUUAUGGAGUUGUGCGAAGGAGGCGAAUUGCUGGAUAGGAUAUUAUCCAAGAAAGGUAAUCGGUACUCCGAGAAAGAUGCAGCCGUUGUCGUUAGGCAGAUGCUCAAAGUUGCAGGAGAAUGUCAUCUACACGGUCUUGUACAUAGAGAUAUGAAACCAGAGAACUUUUUGUUCAAAUCAGCUCAACUAGAUUCGCCUCUAAAGGCUACGGAUUUUGGUUUAUCGGAUUUUAUCAAACCAGGGAAAAGGUUCCAUGACAUUGUUGGUAGCGCCUAUUAUGUGGCUCCUGAGGUAUUAAAGCGCAGAUCAGGGCCUGAAUCAGAUGUAUGGAGCAUUGGUGUGAUUACGUAUAUAUUACUUUGUGGGAGGCGGCCUUUUUGGGAUAGAACUGAAGAUGGUAUAUUUAAAGAGGUUUUAAGAAAUAAACCUGACUUCAGCCGUAAACCUUGGGCAACUAUAAGUGACAGCGCCAAAGAUUUUGUGAAAAAGUUACUUGUAAAAGACCCACGAGCACGGCUAACUGCUGCACAAGCACUAUCACAUGCGUGGGUUAGAGAAGGCGGGAAUGCUACUGAUAUCCCUGUCGACAUUUCAGUUCUGAACAACUUAAGACAAUUUGUGAGAUACAGCCGUCUAAAGCAAUUUGCUUUAAGGGCGCUUGCUAGCACACUUGACGAGGCAGAGAUCUCUGACCUCAGAGAUCAAUUUGAUGCGAUUGAUGUGGAUAAAAAUGGCGUCAUUAGUCUUGAAGAGAUGAGACAGGCACUUGCCAAAGAUCUUCCUUGGAAACUGAAAGACUCACGAGUUGCUGAGAUCCUUGAAGCGGUAGUUAUAUUUUUGUUUUCCAUUGCAAUUGCAUCUCUGGGGGUAUCAGAGGGAGACGUAGUUUCAUAAUGAGCCGUUGUGUACUUGUAUCUUUGCUGGUCACAGAUUGAUAGCAACACUGAUGGGUUAGUGGACUUCACAGAGUUUGUAGCAGCAGCUCUACAUGUUCAUCAACUAGAAGAACAUGAUUCAGAGAAAUGGCAGCUAAGGUCAAGAGCAGCUUUUGAGAAAUUCGACCUAGACAAAGACGGGUACAUAACGCCUGAGGAACUUCGAAUGGUAAGCUGAACUAACCUCUUAUCAAUAUUCUCGUACGGUAGAGUAGAUGUUUAGGUAAGUGGGUGAUGAAACCCAAUUUGUUUGUGAAUCCUCAGCACACGGGGUUAAGAGGAUCAAUAGAUCCACUGCUGGAUGAAGCAGACAUAGACAGAGAUGGGAAAAUAAGCCUGCAUGAGUUCAGGAGACUUCUAAGAACAGCGAGCAUAAGUUCACAGAGAGCACCAAGCCCUGCAGGUCACAGGAAUCUUCGAUAGUAUAUACUAGAAGAGGAGUAAGUAAAGGAUACAGAAUGUAAUUUGUUGGGAUGUGAUAUGUCUUAUCUUCUUAUAUGUAAUGUUGGUUGUAAGAUAAGUGGGGUAUUUUGGCGUUUGUAGUGAUAAGUAAGUAAUACUUUGGUUGUUUAAGGCGCAGCAAAACAAAGAGAGAAAGUGGAGUGAGAAUCCCAUUGAUGAAAUAUGAGAGAGCUCUUAAGGUGCACUAGAUGCAAGAGGACACGUGGCAUUCCCUGAAUGGGGGACAAAUCCAAUUUUAAAUUUUUAAUGGUUGGGCACCAAAAGAAACAUAGAGAGCCAGCUGUAAUUUCGAUUCUAUCAUAUAUUUUGUCUGUUUCCAUUUUUCUUAUAAUAUUCGUUUUGAGAGCACCAAACAAACCCUUUUCUAUGAGUAUUUUCCAGCCAGGAUCUGAGUGGCUCCAACGAAUUUAGUAAACAAUGAUUGAUUA